AUGGCUCUGAGCGCCCACGAGGUCUCGCAAUUGCGGGCAGCUCUCCAGGACGCUGUGGUCAAAUGCUCAGAGAGGUGUCUCUACCAAUCUUCAAAAUGGGCCGCCGAACUACUUAACGCGCUUCCCGAGACCGACGAUGACGAGCACCUCGACCCUGCGGAUCCCAAGUACAUCUCACCGAUAUACACUUCGAACAGCGAUCCAGAAGAGGCAGCUCUCGAGGCAAAAGAGUUGAGCAAAUACCUACUAGCCAAGUCUUUAUUCGACUGUAGAGAAUACGACCGCUGCGCCGCCGUUUUCCUCCCCGAUUCUCUCCUAUCUAGUGUCCUGGCAUCAAGGGUGGACAGUUCUCCGGCGUAUGCUUCAGCUGGCAAGGGAAAGGCAAAGGCCUCCGACUCAUCAGCCGCGAUACCUCUUCCCAGGAUCAGUCAGAAGAGCUUGUUCCUUGCCCUCUAUGCAAAGUUCAUGUCGGGAGAGAAGCGCAAGCAGGAGGACACUGAGAUGGUUAUGGGCCCUCAGGAUCUUGGAACGGUGGCCAAUAAGCAGCUUCUCGUAAUUGGGCGAUAUCUUUCGACUUGGUUUGAUGAGAGGACAACGGAAGACGACGAAGUACUGGGGAGCCAGGGAUGGCUCGAGUACCUAUACGGCAUGGUGCUCGCCAAGGAAAAGAAUGACGAAAGAGCUUUGGAAUUCUUUAUCCGAAGCGUACACAAGUACACCAUGAACUGGGGCUGCUGGCUGGAGAUGACGUCGCUAAUAUCUCGAGUCGAGGAUCAAGGACCCGGACUCGCCAGUUCUCUCGAGCAGCUCCUCUCCAUCUUCCCGACAUCAUCCUUCCUCCUUACCUGCAACGCUUUGCUGGCCUAUCACGCCAAGGAUCUGAUGGCUGCUGAACAGCACUUUACUCGACUGCUGGCGCUCCAUCCCUAUCGGCUUGAUUCUCUCGACCACUAUUCCAAUAUUCUCUACGUCCUAAACCUGCGCCCGAAGUUGGCUUUCCUGGCGCAUCUAUGCUCCAGUGUAGACAAGUUUCGGCCGGAAUCUUGCGUCGUUGUUGGAAACUACUAUUCCCUCCUCUCAAUGCACGAAAAGGCUGUGCAAUACUUCCGGCGCGCUCUGACCCUUGACCGGUCAUGUCUAUCAGCAUGGACAUUGAUGGGUCACGAAUACGUCGAACUCAAGAACACACAUGCGGCCAUCGAGUCGUAUCGUCGUGCGGUUGACGUAAAUCGACGUGAUUAUCGGGCCUGGUACGGCUUGGGUCAAACAUAUGAGAUGCUGGAAAUGCAUACAUACUCGCUUUGGUACUACAAGAAGGCUGCUGGUCUGCGUCCUUGGGAUGGCAAGAUGUGGAUGGCUGUAGGUUCGUGUCUGCAAAAGAUGGGCCGAGAACGAGACGGUAUCAAGGCCUUGAAACGAGCCUUGCUUGCGGAUGCCUACUAUGACGUGGGUAGUAGCUUCGGAAGCGGCGAUCUCCUGGGUAGCCGUAGCGCUACAGGCCAUAUGGACCCUGAGAUCCUCUUGCAGAUUGCUGCCAUGUACGACCAGCUGGGUGAAGAGGAAGAAGCCAAGUCAUACAUGGAACUAUGUGUGGCUCAAGAAGAUGGCGGAGCAAAUGCUGAGGUUGACCCAGCAGAGUCCAUUGCUAUUCACAAUGAUUCUCCCCCGGGUUCAGACAAUGGCGCUGAGGGUAACGAGAACGCGGGCAAUGAGGGUACUGGCGUCACAGCAGCAACUAGCAAGGCACGGAUGUGGCUUGCCAAAUUCUCGAUGCGUACCGGAGACUACGCGGCGGCUGAGCGCCUUGCUGGAGAGCUGUGUCAAGAUGGUGUAGAGGUUGAGGAGGCAAAAGCCUUGGUGCGAGAGGUGCGAUCACGGAUGGAGGCGUCGGGGAUGCUUGAUCCGUUGAGUUGA
Molecule: messenger RNA, 1914 nt
Organism: Fusarium vanettenii 77-13-4
Lineage: Eukaryota; Fungi; Ascomycota; Sordariomycetes; Hypocreales; Nectriaceae
Exons: 4
Coding region: 1-1914 (637 amino acids)
Biological process (GO): cell division
Cellular component (GO): anaphase-promoting complex
Molecular function (GO): protein binding
Source: RefSeq, a predicted model, not a curated record